This is a messenger RNA of Gastrolobium bilobum, 594 nucleotides long. Its product is annotated as zinc finger protein 10-like. Lineage: Eukaryota; Viridiplantae; Streptophyta; Magnoliopsida; Fabales; Fabaceae. The transcript has a single exon. Bases 1 to 594 code for a protein of 197 amino acids. The record is from RefSeq and is a predicted model, not a curated record.
AUGGAAUUCAGCUACCAAGAAGACUCCAAGAGCUCCAGUGAAGAAAUUGAUCGAUCAUCUGAACAGAAUGAUGACAUGGGAACUGGAAGAUCCUAUGAGUGUGUCUUUUGCAAGAGAGGCUUCACCACUGCACAAGCUUUAGGUGGACACAUGAACAUACAUAGAAAAGAUAGAGCCAAUAACAAGACCAAACCUAAUUUCCCUCCUUCAAGUUCAAGCAAUAAGGUUGAUGUGGACAACUAUGCAGAUCUAGGGUUCUAUUCAGCAAUUCCAAGCAAUCUUGGAAGAGGGAAUUACUAUUCCACUGGUCCUGAUCAUCGUGAGGUAGACAUUAAUAACAAUUACCAUCAAAUAUAUUUUCCUGCAUACGCAUGUGGUACUAGAUCACCUUCACAUGUACACUAUAGUACUGAGGUCUUGUGUGGAGAAAACCAAAGGGAUCAUCGGGUGCACCUCUUUGGACAAGAUUGGAGGAAAAGUGAUUUGAGUUUGUACACUAAUCCAUUAUGUGAACAUGAAAAUAAAGACAAGAUUGAAAACAACAGUGAAGAGGAUGAACUCGAUUUGGAGCUUAGACUUGGUCAUCACCCUUAA